ACCUCAGCUGCACCGCAGUUUGUGGUCCGUCCGCGCGACCAGAUCGUGGCCCUGGGGCACAUGGCCACCUUCGCCUGCGAGACCAAGGGGAACCCCCAGCCCACUGUCUUCUGGCAAAAGGACGGGAGCCAGAAUCUCCUGUUUCCCAGCAUGCCCCAGCAGACAGACAGCCGCUUCUCUGUGUCCCCCAGUGGGGAGCUCACCAUCGCAGCUGUGCAACGCGCCGACACCGGCUACUAUGUCUGCCAAGCCCUGACGGUGGCUGGCAGCAUCAUGGCCAAGGCACAGCUGGAGGUCACUGAUGCAAUGACAGACAGACCGCCGCCCAUCAUCCGGCAGGGCCCGGCCAAUCAGACGCUAGGUGUCGACGAGGUGGCACUGCUGCGGUGCCAAGCUUCGGGGGACCCUUCGCCUGCCAUCAGCUGGCUGAAGGAUGGCAUCAGCCUGCCCGGUCACGACCCUCGCCUGUCCCUGGUGGAGCUGGGCAGCCUACAGAUCCACAGCACUAAGCUGACUGACUCAGGGAUGUAUACCUGUGUGGCUGGCAGCUCUACUGGGGAGACCACAUGGAGCGCAUUCCUGGAAGUGAGAGAAUCUGGUGGGACCACUUCUUCCGUUCCCUAUGAUGCCAGCGAGCUCCCUGGGCCCCCGUCCAAGCCGCAGGUCACCGAUGUCACCAGGAGCAGCGUGUCGCUGUCGUGGCAACCAGGGGCAGCGGGAGCGUCGGCCAUCUCACUAUACAUCAUCGAAGCGUUUAGCCAGUCGGUGAGUAACAGCUGGCAGACGGUGGCGGAGCGUGUCAGGGCCACACAGCACACAGUGCGUGGCCUGAGACCCAACACCAUAUACCUGUUCAUCGUUCGUGCUGCCAGCGCCCGGGGUCUGGGGGACCCCAGUCCCGUGUCCCAGCCAGUCCGCACGCAGGACCCAAGCCCCCCUGCACAAGGUGUGGACCACCGGCAAGUGCAGAAGGAGCUGGGAGAGGUGGUCAUUCAUUUACAUGACCCCCAGGUCGUCAGCGCUACUGCCAUCCAGGUUACAUGGACGGUGGACCAGCAGACGCGUUUCAUUCAGGGCUACCGUGUCCUAUACCGCCAGGCCUCGGGCCUACCAGCCCCCGGGCCCUGGCAGGGCCAGGAUGUGACCCCGCCCUCUGAGCGCAGUGUGGUGCUCUCCGGUCUCAGGAAGGGCGUGGUCUAUGACAUCAAGGCCCGUCCCUACUUCAAUGACUUCCAGGGGGCCGACAGCGAGUCUAAGACUGGCCGCACUGCGGAGGAAGCCCCCAGCGCUCCUCCUCAGCAGGUGACCGUCGUCACCCUGGGGAGCCACAACAGCACUUCCAUCAGCAUCUCCUGGGACCCCCCGCCCGCCGACCACCAGAACGGCAUCAUCCAGGAGUACAAGAUCUGGUGUCUGGCGAACGAGACGCGUUUCCACGUGAACAAGACUGUGGAUGCUGCCAUCCGCUCAGUAGUGCUGGGGGGGCUGCAGCCAGGGGUGCAGUAUCGCGUGGAAGUGGCUGCUACCACCAGCGCCGGCGUGGGGGUGCGGAGUGAACCGCGACCAGUCCUCAUAGGUAAAGACUCCAAAGAGGUGGUGCCUGGUGGGGAGGAGAAGAGCAGCCUCUCGGACGUGGUAAAGCAGCCAGCCUUCAUCGCUGGCAUUGGGGGCGCCUGCUGGAUUGUGCUCAUGGGCUUCAGCACCUGGCUUUAUUGGAGGAGGAAGAAGAGGAAGGGCCUGAGUAACUAUGCAGUUCAGUCCUUCACCUUCACCCGUGCAGUGACAUUCCAGCGAGGGGAGAGAGGCCUGAUGGGUGGCGGAAGCCGGCCUGGCCUGCUGAAAGCUGGCAGCCCUGCUUUUCCUUGGCUGGCGGACUCCUGGCCCACUUCCAGCCUGCCUGUGACCGGCGGUGCCGGGGGUCCCGGCGAUUCUGGAAACUACGGCCGUGGGGACCUUCUGCCUGUUGGCCAGGGUGAGAAGACGAGCACCAUGCUGUCUGAUGGCGCCAUCUACAGCAGCAUAGACUUCAGCAGCAAGCCGGCCUUCGGUAGCCAAGCCACACCCUACGCCACAGCACACAUCCUGCAAUCCAGCAGCUUCCACCAGCUGUCCGUGGAGGUGCCCGAUCCUCGCUGGAAGGCCCCUCCUCUAGCCCGGCCGGACGCUUCCACUUUGGGCUAUGCACUGGGCGAUCCCCACUCCUGCAACAGCACACUCCUUUUCAUUCCCGACAACCGAUUGGCCGAUGGAUUGUCUAGUAGAAUCCCUCACAACCAAUCACAAGAUUUCAGCAGCAGCAGCUCCCACAACAGCUCAGAGCGCACUCUCUCAGGUGGGAAGGGGGGGAAGAAGAAGAGGACCAAGGGUGGGAACAAGACCCCGAAGAGCAAUGGGUCGUGCUGGGCUAACAUUCCCCUGCCCCCGCCGCCCAUGCAGCCUCUGCCCGGCACUGAGAUGGAGCACUAUGCCCAGGGGCCCGAGGGGCCAGGGUACACGGGUGACAGCCUGCACCGGCCCCUUCCUCAGCAGGCGUACCUGCACCAGGGACCGGAAGAUGAGCUGGAGGAGGAGCGAGUCCCGACCCCGCCCAUCAGGGGCGUGGCCUCCUCCCCGGCGCCAGUGACGCUGAGUCCCUCCACCAGUGAAGAAAUGCACUCAGCGCUGCAGGCACACUUGGACGAGCUGACACGCGCCUACCAGUUGGACGUGGCCCGGCAUGCAUGGCAGCUGCAGACCAGCCAAAACCCCCCCCACACUCCCGCUCCACCGGUCGGCUAUGUAUCCGGGGCCCUAGCUUCCGACCUGGAGAGCGACAUCCUGGAUGAGGACGAGGAGGAUGAGGACGACGAAGAGGAGGAAGAGGAGGAUGAGGCAGAGCGCAAUGGCUAUGAGCUGUCCAACCGACUCUGCGGCAUUGAGCCUGGGCUCAGUGUGAACCACCUGGAUGGCUCCUUCACAGGGAAAGGUUUCGCACAUCACCCACAACCAGGCAGUCCCCCCCUCGUAGAUGGCACUAUGAUGGGAUCCCGCAGUCUUGGCCACCAGAGGGAGCCACAGUAUGCCCUGAAAAACAGAGCUGGGCGGCCGGAGUAUUGUGGAACGGAACCACACCGACGGGACAUGGGUGCAGGCGAUGAGAGUCUUCAUCCAUACUGCCCGCCUGGCUUCCUGGGUCCUGCCAGCUCUGUGAGCCGAGGAACCCGCCAACGCGCUGGCCCGGAUGCCUUAGGGGCGGGCCUCCAGGGAGCCAAUGAGGAGCUUCAGCACUUCCGGGAUCUCUCUUCCCUUGUCGUCUGUCCUGCAGAGCGGCACCACGGCAAUAACACCAACCAAAUCGUCACUGCCAGGACUUCUCGUCGCGAGAGGGAACUCUGGCAAUCAGCUUAUUGAUGGAACACUGACCGAAGACAUAACGGAGGAAAUGAAGGACAAGAACUGGGCAGCCCAGUACAGGGAGGUGUGUGGCAGCUGCACAUGUCAUGUAAAGACGCACGGACACACCACUCACAACAUGAACUAAAUGUUAUUUUUCUGUCCUCCUUAUGAGAACUCCUGGUCCUUUUGGGACAAGUCAAUCUGUAAACGAGGGAAAUCUGUAGACAAGGGAAAGGAAGAAGGGAAAAGAUCUGCCAUUGUCCCUUGAGGACAGAAGAGAUUUUGUUUCUGUAAAUAUUUUUUAAUUUGUUGUUGCAUCGCUAUGCAAGCAAGUCUCCCUUUUUUAACACGCGAUUUUGUUUCUGAAUGGUUAUUUGUACUGUGUAACCUGUUGAUGGGCCGUGGUGAAACACUCCUGUACUUUAUGUUCCUGUUCUUAAUUUAAUUAUGGAAAAUUUAUUAUUAUCAUAAUUAUUAUGAACAA
Molecule: messenger RNA, 3859 nt
Organism: Brienomyrus brachyistius
Lineage: Eukaryota; Metazoa; Chordata; Actinopteri; Osteoglossiformes; Mormyridae
Product: roundabout homolog 2-like
Exons: 22
Coding region: 61-3390 (1109 amino acids)
Biological process (GO): cell-cell adhesion; axon guidance
Cellular component (GO): plasma membrane; axon
Molecular function (GO): protein binding
Source: RefSeq, a predicted model, not a curated record